Messenger RNA from Canis lupus familiaris (dog), 1665 nucleotides. RefSeq lists its product as uncharacterized. The transcript has a single exon. The record is from RefSeq and is a predicted model, not a curated record. Lineage: Eukaryota; Metazoa; Chordata; Mammalia; Carnivora; Canidae. The coding region runs from base 103 to 1665 and encodes 520 amino acids.
AGCCUUUGUGAUUUUGAGGUGCCAGAAGUAUCAAGGGCCUUGGAUAUAAGAAACAUUGGGACAGAUAUUUUUCAGCCUGAAGAGUCCUUUAUAGACCCUACUAUGAUACAAUCUUCAACUCUUCCCUUUUCCCUUCACAAUCAACUCUCUGAUAAGAUAGCUAACAUUGUAGAAACUCCACAUUUUGAGAGCUCAGGAGUGGGUGUCCUAUCUAAGACGACUGACAAGAAGCAGGUGGAAGAGCUAGGGAACUCACUCCAGGGCCUAUCCCAACAUCCACCACAAAGCUGGAGAUCACCACCUAGGACAUUCCACUCAGGCUCAAGAAUUCAAAGAGGCCUUACCAGCUCUGUCCUGGGCAGACAACAGAACGUCUGGGAGAGUCACUCCUGGAGACAGCGACUACCUCGAAAAUAUCUCUCCAAUAUGCUAAUGUUGGGGGAUGUCUUGGGAACCACGAUGGAAAGGAAGCUUUGUUCUCCAACAUCUUUAAUGGAAAGAGCCACUAGAGAUAUCCGUCAAUCUAUCCAGAAUUUAUUUGGGGUUCCAGCUGAACUGAUGAAGCCUUCCCAGAGUCUGCUAGAGAAAGGUCGAGGUGUUAUUCCUCAGCCUUCAGUGGCCAGAAACUACAUUCAGAGGCACACUUCAUGUCGUGGUCACGAGCAAAGAACAGCCUUAAGAAUAUGGACACGUAGCUCCAUGUCCUCCAUAAUACAGCAAUAUUCUGGGACUAGAGUGAGAUUAAAGAGAAGUUCAAAGCUCACUGAUAUAUCCCAGGACAUCUUUCAGCACAUACCAUUCAGCACAUCAGAGGGCCAGCCUCCUGCCCCAGUACAGCUAGAGUCUUCCUUCAAUAUAGUUUUCACCAGGAAAGAUUCUGUUCCAGUGGAAGAGAGUGAGAACUCUUUGAGUUUUGAGUCCCAACACAGUCUCAAGCCAAGUUAUCUUCCCCACCAGGCCAAGACUGACUUCUCAGAACAGUUCCAGUUGCUACAAGAUCUGCAGCUAAAAAUAGCAGCAAAACUGUUAAGGAGUCAAAUACCCCCAAAUGUACCUCCACCUCUAACUUCAGGUCUGGUUUUAAAAUACCCUAUCUGCUUACAGUGUGGCCGAUGUGCAGGAUUUAAUUGCUGUCAUAAAUUACAGGGCACUUUCGGACCUUACCUUCUUAUCUAUCCACAGCUCCACCUUGUACGCACUCCUGAGGGCCACGGAGAGAUUAGGUUGCAACUUGGCUUUAGGUUGCAAACUGGGAAAAGACCCCAAGUCCCAAAGUACCACAGAAGAGACAGACCCAUCACACCACGAAGUCCUAUAUCACCAUCGCUAAGGACAGCGAAAGUCUAUACUCGAGCUUCCAAGAGUCCUACUUCUACGAUAUAUUUCCAGUCUGGAUCUUCCCAGUCUCCUUCUCCUGUACGAGUCCACAUCAGGCGAAGGCAGUAUAGAGGCCCUGACCUAGUAGGAAAGACAGAAAUUAGAAAGCCGGGGCUCUAUGAAUUUAGUCAGGUUCACUCUCUACCAGAGAGUGUCUCUGAAAGCAAUCAGAAUGUAAAAUGGGCUAAAAGGAAAACCAAAAGACCCAUAAUCCAAAUACCCAUACCCAAUGAAAAGAAUCACCAAGGGAAGCAGAACACAAAACACAAAACUCUACACAAAUGGUAG